GCCCAAACCAAGUGUAUAUAAACCCGUGUCCUUCCCACAAUCCAUACUCGCCAACCUCUCCUCCAUCUUUAUUAAUUUAUCUUCUUCUUCCUUCAACCUUUAGCUAGCUACCAACUUCAUACGGUUCAUCCUCUCUCUUUCUUCUCUCUCAAGGAAAGAUGAACAGGCCAGGAGACUGGAAUUGCAGGGCAUGCCAGCACCUGAACUUCCAGAGGAGAGACUCUUGCCAAAGGUGUCAGGAGCCGAGAUCCGGGGAGAGAGGCGGCGACUACGGAAGCUUCGGCGGGCGUGGCAGCUCGUCGUUCGGCUUCAGCACCGGCCCCGACGUGAGGCCCGGCGACUGGUACUGCUCCGCUGGUAACUGCGGCGCCCAUAACUUCGCCAGCCGCUCCAGCUGCUUCAAGUGCGGCGCUUUCAAGGAAGACUCUUCCGGCAGCUUUGACGCUGACACGUCCCGCGGCAGAGGCUUCGGUUUCGGCGGCGGCGGCAGCCGCUCUAGUUGGAAGUCCGGCGAUUGGAUUUGCACCAAGUCAGGAUGCAACGAGCACAACUUUGCUAGCAGGAUGGAGUGUUUCAGAUGCAAUGCGCCCAGAGACUCUGGCAGCAAGUCCUCUUACUAAUC
Messenger RNA from Diospyros lotus (date-plum), 622 nucleotides. RefSeq names its product RNA-binding protein involved in heterochromatin assembly dri1-like. Gene Ontology annotation, cellular component: cytoplasm. The coding region runs from base 159 to 620 and encodes 153 amino acids. Lineage: Eukaryota; Viridiplantae; Streptophyta; Magnoliopsida; Ericales; Ebenaceae. The record is from RefSeq and is a predicted model, not a curated record. The transcript has 3 exons. Gene Ontology annotation, molecular function: mRNA binding.